Alternaria atra is the source of this 1545-nucleotide messenger RNA. RefSeq lists its product as uncharacterized. The transcript has a single exon. Bases 1 to 1545 code for a protein of 514 amino acids. NCBI's taxonomy places the organism in Eukaryota, Fungi, Ascomycota, Dothideomycetes, Pleosporales, Pleosporaceae. The record is from RefSeq and is a predicted model, not a curated record.
AUGGAGAACAUUUAUUGGGAAGAUAAAGUGCCACGGAAAGUUCUAUGCGGGAUCGAUGCAUGGCGAAGCACAAGCAUUAUGAUUGAGCUCGAUUUACGAGGUGUCGAACAUCCCAGGUCGUUUCCGCUGUCGGAGGUUCCGCCAGACAUGUUGCAAGCCCAAAAGCCCGAAACUGCACAAAUUUUCCUCUGCGCCUCAUCCAAAGACGCAGAGUCAAUAUUUCGAUGUCGCCAGAUCAAAUUUUCCGCGGAAUAUGUUCAUCGAGCAAUACCCUACGAACGCGGCUUCCGGUACAACAACGCACCCAGCGGCAACGGAGAGCUACUUAUGGCAUACGACCCACGAUGCCUUUUUGAUUGGCUUUCCAUUCAGCCUGGCCAUGUUUCCAAGCUACUCUUACCAGAGUACGUUACGAUACAAUCACACACAUGCGCGGAUCAGCUUGUCGUACACAGUCAGGUACAUAUGGCCCGAGGUGCAGAGAAUCGCUACAUGGCUGUUUGGUUCGACUUUCGAGAAGAAUACAGAGUGGAUGGUGAAAUUCGGAUCGGUAAUCUCGAUGCAACUGGUAUCCCAGCCUCAACCUGGCAACGACAAUUUGCCUGUCGGCUCCAGGGGUUACUCAACGAGCCUAUACGCCAUCCCGUGGAUUUUCCUAGUUUCCUGCUACUGGAUCUUCUGAGAGCUGAUAUCACGGUAUUCGAGAAGUUCGUUUCGAGAGACCAAGAACUGUUACCUGUAACCACUCACACCCCUGUCGUCACGGGAUACCUUGAGAAGCGUCUUGAUGGUUUCGAACUCACUCAAUCGAUGAUACGAAAAGCCGAGGGUAUACACAGACUCGUCACCCAUAUGAGUAGCUCACGCGCUCUGGACCUUAUCGCAAAUGAAUGUCGCUCGAGCUAUGAACAAACACUCUAUCACCUUGAAAUAGGAAGUUCGCUUCUCAUCUUAGAUCUCAGAAGACAAGAUGAAUUGGCCGACAAACGCCUAGAGGUACAUAACCGAUUCGCGCAACUACGACAAACUUCAAGUCUAUCAGCUUUGACAUACUGUGCCGCAUUCUUUCUGCCCUUCUCACUCGCUGGCACAUUUCUGAGUAUGCAAAGCCGAGCUAAGGACCUACACUUGAUCGUAUAUGACUUUUGUGGCAUUACCUCGGUUUUCUGCACCCUCGCUGCGCUCAUUUACUUUCUCUCCUGGGCAUGGUCCCGUUGGAAAACGGGUCGUCUUAACCGACGGCUAGAGAACGGCGAGGUUCAACUAUAUCUUGUAGGGAAAUCUCGGUCUCCGAAGAUCUUCUUUGGUGUUGCAUGGAUAUUGAUGGUGGGCUCGUUUCUUGUUGGUAUGCUGUACAAUCUCCGACUCGGUCUAAUCAUGCUUGCCGCACCCACCACUCUCAUUGUGCUCCUCGCACACUGUGCCUUAGCCAUUUACUUCACGAUGGAUUUUUGUGUUAUGGUACAAUUAGCUCAAUCUAUGGGAGUGUCAAAGGCGGAACUGCAGGUCGAAGGAUGCAAUGCUGGCGAGGCAAACAUGGCAUAA